AUGGCAGGAUCGUUAGCAUUUUAGGUCUACAGAGCACUGAUCAGCAGAUGCCCAGAGAAUGAUACCUGAUAUGGACCAUGAGAAAACAGAAUCUCAAGCUGAAUCCAAACCAAGGAUUACAAAUUGACCCAUCUAGACUUGGUGUUCUGGACCCACAUGGCUACGGUGAAGGUUUGAUAAUUGAUUUGCCAUGUGGAAGCGUAUUUAGCAUAGAUUAGAUACUGAUUGCGGUCAUUGCCCUUUGACUCUUGGCCACCAUGCCUCAAGCAGAAAUUGUGCGUAGGUGACCGAAUAUCUAGCACGUACAUGUGUGUGCGAGUGCGUUUGUGCUAUGUUGAGGGUGUCAGGAGUUGCGCCGGCUCCGUCGGGCCAUGAGUGGCGUUUUCAGUGUUCAGUGGGGGUGGACUGUAGCGACGCAGAGCCUCGUUGUAUCUGGCUUGCAGUGUUACGGGGCAUUUCACCCCGCACCUCUCCCCGACCUACUCCCAUUGCAUCGCCCAGAAAACGAGGUUCCCGGAGGGUCAUACAGCGCCAUCGCCUUUCCUGGGCUAAAGGGCGGAGAGAUGGCAUGGUGUCGUCCAAUGAGAAUAGGCGCCGGCCGCUGUCGUCGGGCGAGGUGGAGGGCGUGUCAUGGCAGGGCCCGCGCACCGUUCUGCUCCAGAAGAACUCGCAGGGAUUUGGCUUCACACUGCGCCACUUCAUCGUCUACCCGCCAGAGUCCUCCCAUCACAGCCUCAAGGAUGAAGAGAAUGGAAAUGCAACUGGAAAAGGUUGUCAGCGGUCUCGUUUGGAGCCAAUGGACACCAUCUUUGUGAAGAGUGUCAGGGACAAUGGCCCCGCACAGCAAGCAGGGCUGUGUACAGGGGACAGGCUAGUGAAGGUGAAUGGCGAGAGCAUCCUGGGGAAAACCUACUCUCAGGUGAUCGCACUCAUCCAAAACAGUGAAAACAUUCUCGAACUCUCCAUCAUGCCAAAAGAUGAGGAUGUGUUGCAGUUGGUAAGUGCAUAUUCCCAGGAUGCCUAUCUGAGAGGCAAUGAGCCAUAUACAGGAGAGGCCCAGAACCUUCCUGAGCCUCCUCCCCUUUGUUACCCUUCCUCCAAGCCCAGUUCCAAUGCCCCCCAGCCCAGCCACAACCACCACAGCCCCCUGGACAACUGGCAUUGCCGACCCAGCCACACCACCUCCCCAUUGGACAACCGCCCCCCUGCUGCUGCUGCUGCUGCUCCCACCUCCGGCUGGGCCGGGGGUUCAGAGGAUACCAGCAGUCAUUUUGGCUCAUCAGCGCGGCAUCGCGGCCGCUCUUCUUCAGCCCUCAGCGCGCUGGACUUUCACUUUGCUAACCACAAUGCUGCCAUUGCCUCAGCAACUCUUCCGCCACCGCGGAAGAGCAGCCUGCCAGCCUCAUCCCGUACCCACGCCGACACUCUCUGCCACCAGGCGCUGUCAGACUGGUACUACAGCCAAGCGGAGGCAGCGGAGCGCAUGUCCCCCCGCCACCGCAGUAUAUCUCAGGACCGUUUAGUGGAGCUGGGUCUGGGGUUGGCUCUUGGCCCCGGACCCACAGCCGCAAUCUCUGCUGAGCAGCGCAAACGAGAAACUCUCCUGUUCCAUCAUCAAGCGGCUACUGCUUCCCAUGAUUCCUAUUGGCUGGGCGGCUGGGGUGGCGUGUCAGGACCAGGAAGCAGGUCGUGCUCAGAGAGCCUGCUGGCAGCCUACGCUGAGUAUGAGCACAGCUACGGGCGCUCGGUGGAAACGCUGGCACAGGCCUCUGCACUAGUCUCACCACACUUGGAACACACUUGGACGUCGCAGAGCUCCCAAGCAACAAAAGGCAGUGAGCAAAAAGAGCAGAAACCAUCAGGAGGUCAGCAACACCAACCCACAGUGACAUCGCCCACCGCGACCCCCUCCACAGUGCCUCCUAACGGCAGACAGGCUGGUCAGCAGGUAGCCGAACCCCAAACCAGGAGGGUCAAAGAGGAAGAGCUGGUUGGCUACAAAAGCUACAGCCCUUCUUUCUGCCGCAAGGCAGGCCACCUCCUCCAGCAGGCCCACUCCUUCAGAGAGCCCAGCUACAGCGGGCCCCACCUCAACUGGAGCCCCAGCAGCAGAAGCAGCCCUGCGGACAGUGAGGGAGGGAUGGCGCCUCGGCCCCAGUCCACACCGGCCCUGCCUGCAUCAGAGGAGGAGAGGGCCAGGCUAGGGGAGGGGAGGGAGGCCAUGUCCCCUCUCCCCCUAAAUCAAGACGUGGUCUUGAGGCAGAAGCCACCCUCAGGCCGCCGAACCUCCAUCCAGGCUCUGCGGCACCCCCACUACACUGCACCCGUGGAUUCACCCGAGCCCCCUGGUUUCAUGUCUUCUCCUGGGACUCCUGGGACCCCUGGAACAUCGUCCCCUGGCUCUGGCGAUCCCAGCCUCAGCCGCAGGGUCAAUGGUAGCCUGGCGCAGAGCACAUAUGACUCCCUGUCCUCUAUUCCCUUCAUAGAUGAACCCACCAGCCCUAGUAUUGAUCUACGGGCCCGUCAUGUACCAGCCUCCUCUGUGGUGUCCACCUGCAGCUCCCAGCCCUCUGCUAUGGCUGCCCUCAAUUCCACCUCUGUCUCCCCCACCCUCUCUUCCACCUCCCCCUUUGUCCGACUUCGUUCUCAGGACUGCAGCAGUAUCAAAGGUCGUCGGUCUUCCUACCUGCUGGCCAUCACCACCGAGCGGUCCAAGUCAUGUGACGAGGGCCUGAACACCUUCAGGGAGGAAGGCCGCGUCUUCUCGAGACUACCAAAAAGGGUCAAGAGCUUUUUCACUGAUGGGUCUCUGGAGAGCCUGCGAGCCCAAGAGGAAGCCAGGACUAAGCGCCACUCCACCUCUGAACUGGGAACCAUCACUUUCAGUGACAUUCGCAAGGAGGGCUGGCUGCACUACAAACAGAUCCUCACGGAGAAGGGAAAGAAAGUUGGUGGCGGCAUGCGGCCGUGGAAACGAGUCUUCUCAGUGCUGCGUUCCCAUUCGCUCUUCCUCUACAAGGACAAGCGGGAGGCGGUCCUUCACGGGGCGGGGGCAGGGCCCAGCCAGGACGAGCAUCCUCCGAUCAGCAUCCGCGGCUGCCUGAUUGACAUCGCUUACAGUGAAACUAAGCGUAAGCACACCUUGAGGUUGACCACUCAGGACUUCUGUGAAUACCUGCUGCAGGCCGAGGACAGGGACGACAUGCUGGCCUGGAUCAGGGUCAUCAGGGAAAACAGCAAGACGGACAACGAGGAGCUUGGUUUCUCAAGACAAGCUCUCAUCAGCAAGAAGUUGAAUGACUACAGGAAACAAAGUCCAACGGGCAGCAAGCCGGAUUCCUCUCCCAGAGCCCACCGCAUGAUGCCACCCUUCCUCCUCGCAAAGACUGAUAACACCUCUGUGAACCGAGGCUCCAAAACUGAUGAAAAUAAGGCGCUGUGGGGCAUCAACAUCAUGAAAAAGGCCAAGAAGACAGGAAGCCCGAAGGCGUUUGGUAUCCGACUAGAGGACUGUCAGCCUGCUCUCAACCACAAAUUUGUCCCGCUGAUUGUGGAGAUGUGCUGUGGUCUGGUGGAGGCGUCUGGUCUGGAGUACACUGGCAUCUACCGGGUCCCUGGGAACAACGCCAUGGUAUCCAACCUACAGGAGCAUCUCAACAAGGGCAUGGACAUCAACACCGCCGAGGAGAGAUGGCAGGACCUGAACGUAAUCAGCAGCCUGCUUAAAUCUUUCUUCCGGAAACUGCCUGAGCCACUGUUUACAGAUGACAAAUACAAUGAUUUCAUUGACGCUAAUAGGAUAGAAGACGCAGGCGACCGGCUGAAGACCAUGAAGAAACUGAUCCACGACCUCCCAGAUCACUACCACCACACCCUCAAGUUCCUGGUGGGCCACCUCAAGAAGGUGGCCGAUCAUUCUGAAAAGAACAAGAUGGAGCCGAGAAACCUGGCUCUGGUGUUUGGUCCGACUCUGGUGAGGACGUCGGAAGACAACAUGACCGACAUGGUCACCCACAUGCCUGACCGCUACAAAAUAGUGGAGACACUCAUCCUGCAUUAUGACUGGUUCUUUGGAGAUGGAGAGCUUGAUAAGGAAGAGAAGGCGCCGGAGGAUAAGCGGCACAUGCAGCCUGUGCCAAACAUUGACCACCUGCUGUCCAACAUUGGCAGGCCGGGCAUGCCAGGAGAGGCAUCAGAUUCCACCACCAGCGAUUCAGUUAAGUCAAAGCUUUCGUCGGGCUCCAAAAAGGACCUGAAUGCCAGGGAUUUCCUCCCCAAAUCGAUCAUCUCUGCUGUGACCCGGAAACGUAAAAAAUGCCCCAGCACCCACCCACCGGGCAGCAGCGCAGACGAGGAUUCUGAACAUGAACCAGUGAAGGCAAGCAACUACGGGGGAGGAGGAGGAGGAGGAGAGGAAGAGGAGAAAGAGGAAGGAGAGGAGGAAGUCGUAAAGAAAGAACAUACCCUUCCCAGAAAAGAAGAAAGGGAUGAAAAGGGAAAAGAGAUCGAGGCUAGAGAGACCACAGAGGCAAAACUGUCCUCUGUUGGCGCAGAUGAGGUUGAAAAGGGAGCAGGGAACGAAAGAGGCGGUGACACAAAGAAUGUGGAAAGGGAAAACAGGCAGGGUGAGAGGAUGGCCUCCCCUAGAGCUGCAUCUCAGCCUCGUCCCAACAGUUUCCUCUACUCACAUCAUCAGCUCCCAGCUAAGAUCCACGCCACUUACCCAAGACCCCCACUUGUUACCAGUCCUUCACACCCAAGGCCUAACAAUGUGGCCAAAGGACGCCCCAUCAUUCCUUUUUGGAUCUCCCCCACCAGGCUUCCUAAUCUCUACCAAACUUCCACCUUCCACGGGAUGCAGCAACCCGACUGGAACCAGCCAGUGCCAGUCCGCUAUAGGAAGACCAGGGGUGGGAGGGCGAGGGCUGUGUCCAUGAAUUUGGACCUUGAACUGGGCAAGAAUGAGGACAGAGUUGGAGGAUGGAGAGGAGAGAGGGUGGAGGUGAUCAGAGUCAUAGAAGGAGCACCAACUCAUUUUGGUCAUAUUGGGGUUCCACAGGGAUCAAUUGUAGGUCCCAUAUCAAUUCAGCAGAGAUCACAGAUAGAUCCACUGCCUCCCUUUGCUCAGGAGGCACCACCUCUCCCACCUCCUUCCUCAGGAUGGACGGAUCAAAGCUCCCUUGGUUCUUCCGCUGUUGUCAUGAGGAGAUCAGCCCUGGACCCACGGGAGAAGAGGAGAGCCUGGCGUCGUCACACAGUGGUAGUUUAACAUUUGCCCUUUACUCACAAACACUGGAUCACUAGUGUCACUGGUUUGAAAGCCCAUCGCCCAUCUCAAGGGCCAUGGUCUUGUAAUGUGGGGAUCUCAGUUGUCUAGAUUCCUCUUGUCUCUUUAUUGCUAUUGACAUUGGAGAAGUGAUUGUGUUAUUUGUUUGGCAUUAGCAGUUGUAGAGUUUCAUUCCAAAAUGAGAUUUUUGACAAAUGUUACACCUGCUCUGAAAAUAAGAUUAUUGAAUAUCAGUCUUAACUACGGAAUCCUUUACUUACAAAAUAACACUGUAGAGAAUGUAAUCAUCCAUGUUCUUUUAAAUUGAGCUAUGAACAUCAGGUAACAUUUGGUAUCAAAAAUGAUUAUACAGUGUUUUGGAAUGAAACCCUUCACCUCUAAAUUAAUGGUGAUGAAUGAUGACAAUGAAUAGGAAGUAAAAGUGAGAGAAAGCCAUAUUUACACAUUUGAGAUUCUCCUACAGAGCCAAGCUGCUGCUGUUACAGCUAACACUCACCAGCAAAGACUUUAACAAACUCUAGCAGAGUCAAAGGCUGUUGGAGGUUUUUCAGUGCACACUGUGCUGUGCCCAUACUGCACUAACCAUAGGAGUAGCACAGUGUCAGCAGCCUUUGGUUUUCCAACAGAAAACUGAGCAGUUGUGUACAUUUCUUGGGUUUGGGUCAGCACAAUUCUAGCAUACCAGAACCAAGCCAAACCAUGGUUAACACAUAUAGGAAAAUUUUGUACUGUGCCAGCCUGAGUACAGCACAGUGCACUUUUGCAGGGGAAAAAACACACACUGUUUACUUCUUGGCCCUUUACAAGCUCUUCCAAAGCCAACUAUGGAUCAACAGGGAACUUCAGUGAUCCAUGAGGGUAAAAUUAACUCACUUUCUCUCUGGAUGUGACUCAAGUUGGGCAUAAUGCCAAACCUUCCUUGGACAAAAAUGAUCAAACUGCAUGGGGUCAUUGACAUAUCAUAAAUAUGCAAACCCUAGGUAUUUAACACAAGCCUAUUGUACUUCCUUGCAUGUGUGCGAGCGUGUAUGUGUUAAGGGGGCAGACUUUUAAUGAUACUUUAGCAUGCCUGUUUCUUCAGCCCUCCAUCGCAAGAGGAGAAAAGUGGCUAAGGCAGCUAUUUCAAGUCAUGCCAAAAUUUAUUUUUACCAAUUUGGUCAUUGUACAAUAUCAGUAUGGAGACAUAUGGUUAGGCAAGAAAUGCAAGAUUCAAAAAGGAACCAUAGCACUUAGUCUCUGGUUGAUACAUCAUCAGUAUUAUAAAGACAAUACUGUCAUGGGAGCAGUUGAAAGAGUGUGGUUUGGACACUUCUUUGUCCUUUCCUCUCAAAAUAUCUUCCUCAAAUUCAAAACCCUCAAGUCUUACCUGUUUUGUUUUUUUUUUUCAUUUUACAUUUUUGAUAUCUUGUUUCUUCCAUAUCUUGAUACAUUUGAACCAUAGUUUUUGUAAAGGGGAGUCUGAAAAAGACAGAAAUGGAGAUGAAUUAAACUGUUCUACUGCCAACCACUGUCCUUCAGUCAGACUCCCCGUUUGUCUUUAUCAUAUCUAGACUCUGUCUGUCCCUCUGUCUAUCUGUGCCCUUGUGCAUGUACUAUAUGUACGUGGGUGAUUGUGCGUGGACCAAUUUUGUAACAGUUGUACAAAGCCUUGUUAAGUUAACCUGUGUAUAUAUAUUAUACAUAAUAUAUUAAAUUAUUUGUUUUUGACAUGGA
Myripristis murdjan (pinecone soldierfish) is the source of this 7000-nucleotide messenger RNA. RefSeq names its product rho GTPase-activating protein 23-like. NCBI's taxonomy places the organism in Eukaryota, Metazoa, Chordata, Actinopteri, Holocentriformes, Holocentridae. The coding region runs from base 332 to 5269 and encodes 1645 amino acids. Gene Ontology annotation, biological process: signal transduction. Gene Ontology annotation, molecular function: protein binding. The transcript has 24 exons. The record is from RefSeq and is a predicted model, not a curated record.